AUGAACAUGCGAAGGAAAGCAGAUCUGGCAGCGAUAAAGGCCGAAAGUGCACUGCCGGACUCCCUUGCCAUUGCCGAUAGCUGUGCGGCAGGAGAACAAGCUGCUGGGCCACACAAGCGCGACGGAGAAGAUGUUCUCGACCAAGAUACGACGGCCGAAGCGGGACUUGUUCAAGAAGAGGUGCACAGACUGCUGAAUGUGCCGACAGAUAGCCUUUAUUCCAACUGCAACAUGUGCAGAGGUCAGUAUCUGGAACACCAUCACUUUUAUCAUCAGCUGUGUCCCCGCUGUGCCGAACAUAACUGGCAAAAGCGCCAGCAAACCGCGGAUAUGCGUGGUAUGGUAUGUGUGGUCACAGGUGGACGUGUCCGCAUCGGCUUUCAAAUAGUCUUGAAGCUCCUACGUGCAGGAGCAUUUGUGCUUACUACCUCACGAUUUCCGUGCGAUUGCGCUUUGCGCUACUCCAAGGAGCCAGACUAUCACGAAUGGCGCGAGCGCUUGGAGGUCUGUGGGCCCUUGGAACUCUGCGAUCUGCGGCUCGUGGAACGAUUCUGCCAGCAGCUCCUGCGCCGCUUCCCGCGCAUCCAUGUCCUCAUCAACAAUGCAGCACAGACCUUGACUCGACGCGACGGGUGGAAUGCUCGAAUGGCCGACUUGGAGGGCAAAGCUGCUGCAAACUUGCACGGUUCGGCACUGGCAAUCCGACAACCGGCACAAUUGGAUGAGAUGGCCUUGCCGUGCUGCCACGGUCAACGAUCCGAAGUGGUUCCGCUUCCAGAAGCAAAUGCUAUGUGGAAGGAGGCCGCAGCCUUGGAGGAUUUCCCGAAAGGGCAGCUCGAUGAGUCCAGACAGCCGCUGGAUCUCUCGGCCCAGAACAGCUGGUCGAGACGACUGGAAGAAGUUGAAACUUUGGAGCUUCUACAGACUCUGGCUGCAAACACCGCAGCCCCAUUCAUACUUUGCAGCAAGCUUGCUGCAGCGCUGGCUCCAACAGAUGAGUCUGAACCUUUCGGACACAUCGUCAACGUGAGUGCGUUGGAGGGCAAAUUCUCGGUAAAGAACAAAAGCCCGGGGCAUCCACAUACGAACAUGGCGAAAGCUGCUCUGAACAUGAUGACACACACUGCUUGCAAGGACAUGUAUCGCCGCCGGAUAUUGAUGAAUUGUGUGGACACGGGCUGGGUGACGGACAUGGCGCCUGGCGGCAUCGGUGCCGUCGCGGCCAGUCAUGAGACCUGGGUCGGUCCACCACUGGAUGAGGAGGAAAGCCUGCUAGCCCAUGGCAACAUGAUGGGGCUGCUCGUGUGCUUGAUCCUGUCUUCAGCCAUCUUCUGGACCCGACGUGGCUGCUGCGUGGGAAGUUCUUCAAGCACCUUGGAGAAGAAGCUUUUAUUGGCAGAAAUAGUGACUUCGGCGAUGCGGGAUGAGUCCGACAAGGAAGGGGGUCCAGCUGAUGCGCCAUCGCUGACGCAUGAGAGGUCAACCGAUGCUUCUGAAAGGCUGCUCCAUUUUGAUGGAGUGCGGACGGUGUUCGCUUUGUGGAUCGUGUUCCAUCACAUGGCACCGAGACAGGCUUCGUUGUUGGACAAGAUGCUAGUACGAGUGGAUGUUUGUGUGGAGUUUUUUGUGCUGCUUUCGGGUUUCAUGACGCACUACGCCUAUCACAGCAAGGACAUAGAAUCAUCUUUUGGGUCGCUGGCGGCAUUCUUUGUUCGCCGCUGCUUCCGCUGCCUGCUGGCCAGCUACCUGGGGAUGGUGCUCUGCACUGUGACCUUGUGGCUGGGUGGCUUUGAGGUUUGGUCCUUCAACACUUUGAGCUGUUUCCUCCUCAUCAAGACAUGGAUCGACCCGGAGCCCAACUGCCCGAACAUGCCGUCAUGGUUUCUGGUAUCUAUGCUCCCUUCGUGGCUGCUGUAUCCGGUGUUCAGACCAAUGUUGGGGUGGAACCGGUCCACGGGCGGACAUGUUUGCUUGGCCGUCGCCGCUUGGUGCUUCGCCAUCGUACCGCAGCUGUGCCUGAUGCUUUCUCGCGGGGCUUGGCUGGAAUGGACGGAAUUUACCUUCACCUGGUUUUGGCCACCAGCUCUCUUGCCAGAUUUCAUGUUAGGCGCAAGCGUGGCAGCACUGGUACUUAGAAAGCCUCCUUGUGCAGCUGUCGGAUGGAUUGGGGAUUUGUCAAUGUUGAGCCUGCUCCUGACGUGCACGCUGGUUCCGGUCCCAGAAAGACCACCCGACUGGGGUGGUCCGGCGCAGUGGAGGCCUGGGCAUUACAUCGCUUGGGAACAGCUGUCUGCUCGACUCUCCGCGCCGUUCUUGUGCACAUUCAUCUAUUUUACGUCCAAUGGAAACUCGUUGUUGGCUCGCAUCCUUUCGCAGAAGAUCCUGGUCAGGCUGGGCCGGUACACUUUGGAGGUCUACUUGCUGCAGACUGCUGUGCAUGACCUCUUUCUGUGGAUUCGGGCACCUGGUGCAGGAGGUCUUUGGCCUGGUCUGCCGUGGACACCGCAGGUCUUCCUGCUUUACCUGUGUGUCCUCUGGCUACUAUGCGCUGCUUUUGCUGAGACAGUUGCAGAGCCGCUCACCAGCAAAGUGAAGACUUCCAGCGCUCACUGGGUCGGGAGAACUUUGUCGCAAUGUUGUGAGCAUCGCAGACAACAGUAUCAGCAAGUAGAUCCCGGCUGUGGUUGA
This is a messenger RNA of Symbiodinium sp. CCMP2592, 2688 nucleotides long. Lineage: Eukaryota; Dinophyceae; Suessiales; Symbiodiniaceae. The record is from the annotation of a GenBank genome assembly.